Molecule: messenger RNA, 840 nt
Organism: Hyla sarda
Lineage: Eukaryota; Metazoa; Chordata; Amphibia; Anura; Hylidae
Gene: GPHA2
Product: glycoprotein hormone subunit alpha 2
Exons: 3
Coding region: 111-497 (128 amino acids)
Biological process (GO): cell surface receptor signaling pathway
Cellular component (GO): extracellular region
Molecular function (GO): hormone receptor binding; hormone activity
Source: RefSeq, a predicted model, not a curated record
UUACUUUACUUUGAUGUCUGUAUUUGUCUACAUGAUCUUUAUGGAUUUUGCUCUUUAAUGCUCUUUGCUCAUUUAAUGCUGUAUUCAUUGGCUUCACAGAUAUUUGCACCAUGUCCCUUACUUCAGCCUCAGUUUUCUUCAUGCUGGUUGUCUUGAGCUUGGAGGAGACAAAGAGCUUUGGUGCCACCACUCCAGGAUGUCACCUCCAUCCAUUUAAUGUCACCAUUAGAAGUGACCGUAAAGGAACUUGCAGAGGGACUCAAGUUAUCAAUGCAUGUGUGGGACACUGUGAAUCCAGCGCAUUCCCAUCCAAGUAUUCAGUGCUGAUGGCCAGUGGAUACAAGCACAACAUCACAUCUGUAUCACAAUGCUGCACCAUAAACAAACUACGGAAGGUGAAGGUUCGUCUGCUUUGUGGGGCAUCUAGAUGGGAAGAAAUAGAGAUCGGUUCAGCAGAGUCGUGCCAGUGUGCCACAUGUCGCUUAUCCCGAUACUAAGUGCUUACAGGCACACAUUGCUAGUAGAGGCGGGCUUCUAUCCACCAGUAAUGAAUAAAAGUUUGUAGCAGUCAUGCAUUACUUUAUAGUGGACUAUACAUGUUGCAUAACACUACCACCGGGCACCGCCUCUUCAUGCUGCCGCCCUCCAUGCACUUUGCGUACUUUUAUACAAGCUGUUACUAAAAAGGAGCUGUAAGCCACAGCAACCACAUAACAGCUGUCAUUUUAUAAUACAAUCAGCUUUAGAAUGAUUCUAGUUAUAUCUCUUAUUUAUAUUUAGUUUGUAACUUUAUUUAUAAAGAAAUAUAAUUUGUUGAAUUCGUGAUUAGGUCAGAUGUGA